Messenger RNA from Mugil cephalus (flathead mullet), 6553 nucleotides. RefSeq names its product fer-1 like family member 6 (gene fer1l6). The coding region runs from base 843 to 6446 and encodes 1867 amino acids. The record is from RefSeq and is a predicted model, not a curated record. Gene Ontology annotation, cellular component: membrane. Gene Ontology annotation, biological process: plasma membrane organization. The transcript is spliced from 46 exons. Lineage: Eukaryota; Metazoa; Chordata; Actinopteri; Mugiliformes; Mugilidae.
AACCACUGGACACAAUGACCGACAAAAGUCCAGAAAAAAUAAAAACAGCACAAAAAGACAAAAACAACCAAAAACCAUUUGACUGGUUUAAAGAACAGAAAGAACGACAUAAACAGGUUAUUCUUAGCGACAUGUGAACACUUUCAGGAGCAUUUAUGUUACAUGAUCACAUUUAAUCACAUUUAUAAUGGAAAUGAUGGAAUCAUUAAAAAAAAGAAUAUAAACUAGAUUUAACCACUGUUAUUCACAAUCAUCAUACAUUUUAAUGUUAAACUACAUUUAUUGCCAAGUGAUAUUUUCAUUGUUCAUUAGACAGACAGACAGACAGACAGACAGACAGACAGAUAGAUAGAUAGAUAGAUAGAUAGAUAGAUAGAUAGAUAGAUAGAUAGACAGAUAGACUUGAUGUAGUUAUGAGCUGAGUUUCUGUUUGACUCUGUUUACCUGAGGCGGGUCUGGUAACGCCACCGCUCUCUAACAUCCUGGUCACAUGACCACCUGUCUGCGUGCUCACCUGAAACAUCCUUCAGUGAAACACUCCGCUUGUUCCAGAGAGGAGAUUCAUGUAUUUAGAUCCCAUCUAAUCACCUCCUGUUCACCUCUGCUCAUAAACAUUUAACCGUCCAGGUGGUUUUAUUAUAAAACAAAGACAGACCAGGUGAAAUGACUAAACGGAGGUGGGCCGACCCGUCCAUCAGCCACAUGCUCCCUCAGGUUUACAGCCUCGCCCUCGGCCAAUCAGGAUCCAGCUCUGCCUGUCUUUACCUGAACGUCUCUGCAGCCGCGAGGAAACAAGCAGACGGGAUGAAACAGAGAGAGUGAAGCUGCUCACGCUGACAUCCAUGGAUUCUAAAGCCAGAAAAGCAAAGAUCCUGUUUGGCCUGAAAGUGAAGAAGAAGAAGAAAGUCAACACCGACCUGGUCCUGGCAAACAAAGGAGCCGUGGACGAUGAGGUGGAGGCUCCUUCUGAGUCUCCUCUGUCACAGGAGGAAAACAUGGAGGAUCAACCAGGAAGCUCUGACGUCAGGACCAGGAUCAUCCCCAACACCAAGAGGUCCAAACUCAACACCCGUAUCCAGGACAUUGAAGGGAAACCUCAGAGCUUCCAGAUCGCCAUCAACAUCACGGAGGCCCGACAACUGGUGGGAGAAAACAUCGACCCCAGUGUCGUGAUCGAGAUCGGCGACGAGAAGAAACAGACGUCGGUCAAAGAAGGAACCAACGCUCCUUUUUACAACGAGUAUUUUGUGUUUGACUUCUUCGCCCACAAAGAGGUCUUCUUUGACAAAGUCAUCAAGCUGACGGUGAUUCACUCUAAGAUGUUGAGGAGUUUCUGUGUUGGAUCCUUUAAGUUGGACGUGUGGACGGUUCAUAAACAGCCAGGUCACCAGUUCGUCAAUAAGUGGGCGAUGCUAACCAACCCCGGCGACAUUAGUACUGGGGUCAAAGGUUAUGUCAAGUGUGACAUCAGCGUUUCAGCGAAAGGAGACGCCGUGCAACCGGGGCCAAAGGCCAGCGACGCUGAGGAGCAGAUAGACAAGAACCUGCUGAUUCCGGAGGGUUUCCCGUCAGAACGUCCCUGGGCUCGUUUCUGUGUGAAGGUUUAUCGAGCUGAAGGUCUCCCCCGGAACAACUCCAGCAUCAUGGCCAACGUCACCAAGGCCUUCAUAGGGGACAACACGGCCCUGGUGGACCCCUACGUGGUGGUCAGCUUCUUCAAACAAGUGGGCCGGACGUCCACUCAGAAGUCCACGGCCGACCCGGUGUGGAACGAACAGAUCGUCUUCACUGAGAUGUUUCCUCCACUCUGUCAGAGGCUGAAGAUCCAGGUCUGGGACGAAGGCAGCAUGGGAGACGUCGCCAUAGGAACACAUUAUUUUGACCUGAGGAGGAUCUCUAAUGAACAGGAUGGUGAUAAAGGGUUCCUCCCGACCUUCGGCCCCGCCUGGAUCAACCUCUACGGUUCGGCCAGAAACUUCUCUCUGGGGGACGACACGGUGGAGCUGAACGAGGGCAUUGGAGAGGGCGUGUCCUACAGGGGGCGGGUCUUCAUGGAGCUGGCGGUGGAGGUCCUGUCAGGAGGAACCGGCUCAGAGUUCAAACUCAGCACCCCACUGAAAACCGCUAAAGACACGAAGGCAGGAAAGACUGGAGGGAAGGACGGGAAGACUCCUGCAGGAGGAGCUGGAGGAGGAGGAGCAGGAGGAGCGGCGGAUGACGACAAAGGAAAAGCUGCAGCAGCAGAGGUCCUCCCUGUGGAGUCUCCUCCUGUGCUGAACUCUGACUGGAAGGAAAACUUCUUGUUGUUUGGUGCCGUGUUCGAAGCCACAAUGAUUGACAGGAGGAUCGGAGACAAACCCAUCAGCUUCGAGUUCUCUCUGGGUAACUAUGGUAACGUCCUGGAGACCGUGGUGGCCCAGCCCAUCAUCAGCGUCACCAGCCCUGGCCUGAGCCGGAGGAGGCGAGCACUGGACGUCCCCGAUGGUAGCGACUUACUCAGCACCUCCCCCACCUCCCCGACCUCUCCCCUCCUCCCCAGGGAACCUCAGGACACCCCCUCGACCUCCAAGUCCACCACGCCUCCGGAGAAACCGCUCAUUGUGGAAGGAAACAGGUUUUACAUGUAUUUGCCGCUGGAGAAGCAGAAGCCGUGUGUUAAUGUUCUGAGCCACUGGGAGGACCGACUGUACCGAAUGUACAACUCCAACAUGCUGGAGAACAUGGCCCUUCUCUUCGAGGAGGGCGUGGCCGACGUCGCCGCUCUCCACAGGAAGUCCGACCCAUUGGCCGAGCCCACGCUGAGGAGCGUGCUCAGAGAGUUCUGUAUGGACGCCAGGAGCUUCAUCGCGGCUGCUGAGGCCAAACUGAAGGCAGAGCUGAAGUCCACCUACAUGACUCAGCUGGACAAGAAACGUCUGAAGCUGUGUAAACAGGAGCUGGAGAGUAUGAUCUGUGAGGCCCAGGCCCUGAGGGGGAGGAAGCCUAAAGCUGGAGGAGUCAAGGAGCUGCUGCAGGACGCCACCAAGCUCACGCACAGACUGCGCUUCCUGGUGGAGGAGCCUCAGCACACGGUGCCCGACACGUUUGUCUGGUUACUGAGCAACAACAAGCGCAUCGCCUAUGCCCGGGUCAGAACCCGUGACCUGCUGUUCUCCAGGAACCAGGAGGGCCGAGGGAUCAACUGUGGCCGGAUACUGACCCUGUUCCUCAAGCCUCCAGGGAAGCGUGUCUCCGGCCUCUCGGUCCAGGCCAAGCUGGACGUCUUCCUGUGGUUCGGACCGUGUUCAGAGUCCAACCACAUGUUGGACGACCUGCCUGCAGGAUUCAGCCCGACCACCGGGGGCGCCGACGCCAGCUGCCCUCCCGCCUACCUGCACAGUACAGAGCAGCAUCACUUCCAGCUCCGCUGUCACAUGUAUCAGGCUCGAGGUCUGAUCGCUGCCGACACCUCUGGUCUGUCAGACCCCUUCGCUAGGGUCACGUUCCUGUCGCACAGCCAGACCACGGCCAUCAUCAGUCAGACUCUCAGUCCGACCUGGAAUCAGAGUCUGUUGAUGAGUCCUGUGGUUGUGGCUGGAGACCUGCAGCUCCUCCAGGAGGAGCCUCCUCGGGUCCUGGUCGAGGUCUACGACGACGACGCUCUGGGAAAGGCUGAGUACCUGGGGGCCACGGUGGCGGUGCCUGAGGUGCGCUUGAUGUCGGAGCCCUACACCCCCCCGACCCUGCAGUACAGCCCCCUGCACUGUGGCAGCCAAUCAGGAGGAGACCUGCUGGCUGCGUUCGAGCUGCUGCAGAUCCCAGAGUCUGGCCGGCCCCAGCUCCCAGACCUAGAGGAGGUGGAGGGAGGUUUGUACCAAGUUCCUGCAAACAUCCGGCCGAUCCUCAGCACCUACAGACUGGAGGUUUUAUUCUGGGGUCUCAGGGAGCUGAAGAAGGUUCAGUUCCUCUCCGUCGAUCGGCCACAGGUCUUCAUCGAGUGUGCGGGUAAAACUCUGCGUUCCUCCGUCAUUCAGAAAUAUAAAUCCAACCCAAACUUCACCACGCUGGUGGACGUCAUAGAACUGGAGCUCCCGGAGAACGAACACCUCCACCCUCCGCUCAGCAUCACCGCCGUGGACUGGAGGGCGUUCGGUCGCAGCACGCUGGUUGGAAACCACAUCAUCAACAACCUGCAGACCUUUAAAUACUCUCCUCCUCCUCCUCCUACCCCGGCCCUGCCGCCUCCCCCACAAAGUCCUGCACCGGCCGAAUCCACUCCUGAACCUGCAGCGACGCCCCACGGCCACGAGGGACCGUCCGGGGACCCUGCAGAGACCAACCAGGACGUCCUGAUCACCAUAGAGCACGAGCUGCCUCCUCCACCUCCUCCCACCCUGACGCCAAAACCCAGGAAGAAAUUGGAGAGUCGGGCGAAGAGCUCCCGCAGCCGGUCCACCAAGCGGAGGAGGAGGACCAUCGCAGACGAGUCGGCCGAGAGCGUCAUCGACUGGUGGUCCAAGUAUUACGCCUCAGUGGAGAAGGAGGCCAAACAGAAGGAGGGCGCUCCGUUCCCCCAGGUCUUUGACAAAGUGUUGCCGUACCACAGCCUGCUCAGCCAUGGAAUAGACUCUCUGGUCAGCAGCAGCCCCCCCGACGGGGACAAGAAGAAGAAACCCAAAGGAAGAGGGACCCUGGAGACCAGCGUUGCUCUGACAAAGUUAGCCACACUCAAGCUGUACAACAAGGAGCUGGAGGCUGAAUUUGGGCCAUUUGACGACUGGGUGAAAACCUACGAACUGUUCAGAGGGAAAGCCAACGAGGAGGAGGGAGCCACCGACGAGAGGUUCAUCGGUAAAUUCAAGGGGAGGUUCUGCCUCUAUAAGCUGGAUGAAGACGAAGACGAGGAGGACAGCCCCGUCAACAUGGGACACUUCCGAGUCAACAGAGGGAUCCCUCCCAACAGCCCCGUCCAGGUCCUCAUACGGGUUUACAUUGUCUCUGCGUCUAACCUGCACCCAGCAGACCCUGAUGGGAAGGCGGAUCCUUACAUUGUCCUUCGACUGGGCAAAAAUGAAAUCAAAGACAGAGACAACUACAUUCCCAAACAGCUGAACCCUGUUUUUGGGAGAUCCUUUGAGAUGCACGCCAAGUUUCCUCACGACUCUCUGCUGUCGGUGCUGAUCUACGACUUCGACCUGGUGGGAGGGGACGACCUGAUCGGAGAGACUCGCAUAGACCUGGAGAACCGGUUCUACAGCCGCCACAGAGCCACCUGUGGACUUCCCACUGAGUACAGUCUCGACGGCUACAACGCCUGGAGAGACUGUCUGAAGCCCUCAGAGCUGUUGUCCAAGAUGUGCAGAGAGAAUGGAGUGGACGGUCCUCACUUCAGACCGGGACGCAUCACGGUAGCCGACAAAGUCUUCACUGGAAAGACCCUCUUCAUGCACGAAGAUGAGCCGGUGGAGUCCUACGAACACUUGUCCCUGAAGAUCCUGCACCGCUGGGCUGAGAUCCCGGGGGUGGGCUGCAAACUGGUACCAGAACACAUAGAGACCAGGACCCUGUUCAACAAGGCCCGGCCUGGGAUGGACCAGGGUGGGGUCCAGAUGUGGGUAGACAUGUUCCCCUUGGACCUGCCACAUCCAGGACCUUCAGUGGACAUUUCUCCUCGCAAACCAAAGAGGUACGAGCUGCGAAUCAUCAUCUGGAACACAGAGGACGUCAUCCUGGAGGACAGCAACUUCCUGACCGGGCAACAGUCCAGUGAUAUCUACGUCAAGGGAUGGCUGAAAGGCUUCGAGGACGACCGCCAGGAGACCGACGUCCACCACAACUCUCUGACCGGAGAAGGGAACUUUAACUGGCGCUUCGUGUUCCCCUUCAGCUACCUUCCUGCUGAGAAGGUGGUGGUGGUGAAGAAGAGGGAGAGUAUUUUCUCUCUGGAUAAAACGGAGCAGAAGCUUCCAGCGAUCCUCAUCCUGCAGGUCUGGGACUUUGAGACGUUGUCCUCUGACGACUUCCUGGGUACGCUCGAGCUGGACCUCCACGGAUUUCCUCGAGGAGCAAAGACCGCAAAGGUUUGUAAGGGGGACAUGUUGACGAACGGGAUGGACAGGAUCUCCAUCUUCCAGCAGAAGAGAGCGCGGGGCUGGUGGCCGUUCAUUAAGUCUGGAGAGCUGACGGGGAAAGUGGAGGCAGAGUUCCACCUGGUGACGGCUGAGGAGGCCGAGAAAAACCCUGUAGGCCGAGCUCGCAAGGAGCCGGAGCCGCUGCCCAAACCAAAUCGUCCCGACACCUCCUUCUCCUGGUUCGUUAACCCCUUCAAGUGUUUCUUCCACCUGGUUUGGAGAAACUACAAGAAGUACAUCAUCGCCGCCGUCCUCCUCCUCAUCACCAUGCUCUUCCUCGCCCUCCUCUUCUACACUCUGCCAGGAGCCAUCUCUCAGAAGAUAGUCGGUGGAUAGACCCAGGCGUUCAAAUCAACCUUUAUUAUAACAGCUGAUUAUUAUUUACAGUGUAAUAAAUACAGAGGAGCACGUUGAAUGAAUCUGAUUAAACUUGGUCACGAUGA